Messenger RNA from Argentina anserina (silverweed cinquefoil), 16811 nucleotides. Its product is annotated as midasin. Gene Ontology annotation, cellular component: nucleus; preribosome, large subunit precursor. Gene Ontology annotation, biological process: ribosomal large subunit export from nucleus; ribosomal large subunit assembly. Gene Ontology annotation, molecular function: ATP hydrolysis activity; ATP binding. The record is from RefSeq and is a predicted model, not a curated record. NCBI's taxonomy places the organism in Eukaryota, Viridiplantae, Streptophyta, Magnoliopsida, Rosales, Rosaceae. Bases 353 to 16678 code for a protein of 5441 amino acids. The transcript has 73 exons.
GGCAAGGACCACAUAAACCCUAGUCAAGCUUCUUCUCAGCUCAAAUUCCUUCUUCUCCAGAAAACAACGCAACUCUCUACGCCCAACCCUAAUUCCUCUUCAGUUUUGAUCAAUCUCAUUCGUCAAUUUCUUUUCAAACUGCAAAAAAAAAAACUGGCUUUGUGUUUUGAAAAAGAAAACGAAUUUCAAUCCAUUUUCACUGAACUCUAUCCAAUAAUUUUUGUUUCGGCUUUGAUUUUGGUUUUGGUUUUGGUUUUGAAACUUAUAUAUAUAGUAGCUACUAACAUAUACAUAUAUAAACCCAGUAGAGUUUUCAUUUUUGAUUAUUUACAAUUGAGUAUUCAAAGCCGCCAUGGAUGGGAGUUUCAGACUCGAUUCUGCACUGGAGAAGUUCCUCUCUCGUUGCCCAAAGCUGCGAUCGUUUCCGGUCUUCGAUUGGCUCUCCAAAAAGGGAGACAAGGUUACUGAAGAAGAAGUGGUGAAAGCACUCGUCGACGUGUUUGUGAAUCCUAGCUAUACUGUUCCCCUGGUCGGAUGUUUUCGGCCUAUUGUUGACGAGGUUGUGGUCAAGACUGUGGAGUUGCUCCGGCUGGUGCCCAGUUUGGGGAGGAAUGCCGACAGGGGGGAUGGAAGUCUCGAGGAAGAUAGGGAUUUGAGUGAAGUGUACAGUGUUGUUGAGUUCUACAGUAGAGCUGGGAGGGGAUUGGAUCUUCAUGAGCAUGCUUGUUUCGCCUUCUCUCGCGCCCUUGAUUUGGCUCCUUGUUUGGGGUCUGUGGAAAUUUAUUUCAAAUUUGCUCCACCACCAUUUGAGCGCAUUUUGAGAAGACUGAAAAAUUCUGAUCUGUCUUUUGAGGUUGGAACUAGUGUAUUGUAUGCUGUUCGGAUAUCUUACUGCCUCCUCUUAACGGAACAUAAUAAAUUCUCAAAGUUUUGGGACUUGGACUUGUCUUGUUUCUUGGAUCUUGUUAGCCAUUGUGCUAGUCUUGAUCUGCAAAGUACUUCAGAUAUUGUGGAGGUUAUCACAGACAUAAGAUGGUGUGGGCUGCAGAUUGUGUCACUUAUGCUUAAGCUCAGUGAUGAAACAUUUUCAAAAUUGGGUAUCAGAGAUGAGGAUGCAUUUUCAUGUUUAUUAAGGUGGAAAGAAUUUUGUUGGGAUGUCUCUUUGGAGAAUGCGAACUCGUAUGCUGAUUCAUUCAAUCGAGAUGAAUUGGAUUCACAGAAUGGAAGCAGUGGUUACUGUCAGAGAAGCUGUAUGCUGUCUUCUAGCUUUAAUACUCUGCCUGUUUCUUCACAGUGCUAUGGAACUGAGCCACAAAUUAAGAGACAAAGGAAUGAGAGAUCGGCUGCAUUUUCUUUGACCAAUGAUAUGUCACGUGCAAAUCCAUUUGUCUUGACAUCUGCUGUGAAGAAAAGUUAUGAAAUGAUGCUCUUAGCUGUGAGUCAAAGGUGGCCUAUUCUUCUUUAUGGUCCUACUGGUAGCGGGAAAUCUGCUCUCAUCAGCAAGUUGUCCCAUGACAGUGGCAAUCAAGUUUUAUCAAUUCAUAUGGAUGAUCAAAUUGACGGUAGAACACUCAUCGGCAGCUAUGUCUGUACUGAAAAACCUGGUGAAUUCAGAUGGCAGCCAGGGUCACUUACUCAGGCUGUUUCUAUGGGGUAUUGGGUCGUCUUUGAGGAUAUAGAUAAAGCACCAUCUGAUGUGCAUUCUAUCAUAUCACCCUUACUGGAUGGUGCACGCUUUUUUGCAACAGGGCACGGAGAGGAGAUUAAGGUGGCGGAAAGUUUCAGACUUUUUUCCACAAUUUCAACUUCAAAUCGUGAUGUAUCAUGCAUUGCAGAAGGUGGGAGUUCACUUUCUGCUGUUUGGAGGAAAGUGAUGGUUGCACCUUCAACUAUUGAUGACUUGCAAAUGAUAGUGAAAGUGUGUUAUCCAAGUUUAGAGUCUCUCACUGUCAAGCUCACAGAAACUCUUGGAAGUGUCAACUCUGUCAUAUUACACCAAAUUGGCGGAUAUCAGCAAGCAAACUCCGCUUCUGGUAGUUACCCAAGUAGAUUCUCGUCAAGGGAUCUCCUUAAGUGGUGCAAACGCAUAGAAGGGCUUAAGUUAAGCUUUUAUGGAGAUAAUUUGGAUUGUGAUGCGAGAGUACGCAUCUAUGAGGAGGCUGUAGCCAUAUUCGCUGCUUUUUCAACAUCUGUGAGAAGUCGAUUUACUAUAAUGAAAGAGAUUGCCAGAUUGUGGGAAGUGCCAUCAGAUUAUUCAGAUACCUUGUAUCCUUCUAACAAACACAAACUCCAGGAAUUACUCUUGGAAUUAAGAGUCUCCCUCCGACACUCUCAUAGCACUUUAUGUGGAAAACGGAAAUCUUUUAUAGAUUUAGAUAGGUCCAUUUGUUUGCUCGAGAGACUGGCUUCAUCAAUAAAGUGGAACGAGCCUGUUCUCCUGGUUGGUGAAACUGGGACCGGGAAGACUACCCUUGUUCAGGACCUGGCUGGGAGGCUUGAUCAGAAACUAACAGUUUUGAACUUAAGUCAGCAAAGUGAUGUCACCGACUUAUUAGGGGGAUACAAACCCAUGGAUGAAAGUUUUGUGUACCCUCUACUGUGUAAGGAGUUCGAGCAUCUAUUCAAGAAAUCAUUUGCUGUUAAGAGUAACAAUGAUUUGCUUAUGGAUAUGCAUGUUUGUCUUACCCAAAAAAAUUGGGAAAGGGUUAGAAAAAUCUUUAUAAAGGCUGUUAAUCAUUUCCAGAAGUCUGUGAAAAAAAGGAUGGAGUUGAUAAAAAAACAAACAAUUGAUUCAGUUGAAGAGACAGGAACUGAGUCUCGUAGAAAGCGGAAACGGAUGAAACCUCGGACUGAUGAAGAAAUCAAAGCCUGGGAAAAUUUUAAAUUCAACCUAGAGAAUGUACGUGGAAUGAUAUUUUCAUUUGUAGAAGGAGCGUUUAUCACUGCAAUGAAAAAUGGUGAGUGGGUUUUGCUUGAUGAAGUGAAUUUGGCACCUCCGGAGACCUUGCAGAGGAUUAUGGGUGUUCUGGAAGGAGAGCAUGGGUCACUCUGUUUAGCAGAAAGAGGGGAUAUUAGUUAUAUAGAACGACACCCUAACUUCCGGGUAUUUGCCUGUAUGAAUCCUGCUACUGAUGCUGGCAAGCGGGACUUGCCAUUAUCUUUAAGGAGCAGAUUUACCGAGUAUUUUGUUGAUGAGGUUUUAGAUGAUAAAGACCUGGAACGGUUUGUCGAGGAGACUUUUGGAGACUUAAAACCGAAGGAAGACUUAGUAAAGAAGAUAGUGUGCUUUUAUAAGACAGCGAAGAAACUAUCUGAAGAAAAGCUACAGGAUGGAGCUAAUCAGAAACCGCAAUAUAGUUUAAGGUCUCUUUACCGUGCUUUAAAAUAUGCAGAGGAGGCAGAAAGAUAUUUUGGAUUUGAAAAAGCAAUUUAUGAUGGGUUCUGUAUGUUUUUUCUCACUUUGUUGGAUAGAAGUAGUGCUGUAGCCAUGGAGAAAGUGAUCUUAGAACAUUUGUUGGAGAAGAAGACUCCAAAGAGAGUUUCAUAUGAUCGUUACUUGUCAAAAUGCUACACCGUUGGGGAGAACUCUAAUGAAUUUAAAAAGAAGUACAUCAUAACUGCAAGUGUGGAGGAGCACCUCAGGAAUCUGGCUCGUGCUAUUUGGACAAAAAAUCAGAAGUAUCCUGUUCUCUUGCAGGGUCCUACAUCCAGCGGCAAAACUAGCCUUGUCCGGUAUCUUGCUGCAGUAACAAAUCAUAAUUUUGUACGGAUAAAUAAUCAUGAACACACAGAUUUGCAGGAAUAUCUUGGUUCCUAUGUAGUUGAUAUUUCUGGGAACCUCGUAUUCCAAGAAGGUGUGCUGGUAAAAGCUGUACGAAAUGGCGAUUGGAUUGUCCUGGAUGAGCUUAACUUGGCUCCAUCUGAUGUGCUGGAAGCAUUAAAUCGAUUAUUGGAUGAUAACAGGGAGCUUUUUGUGCCUGAGCUGCAGGAAAGUAUUCUUGCACAUCCCAAUUUUAUGCUUUUUGCCACCCAAAAUCCACCCGGUUUGUAUGGUGGUCGUAAAAUGCUUUCUCGGGCUUUCCGCAAUCGUUUUGUAGAGAUCCAUGUAGAUGAAAUACCUGAUUCCGAGUUGAGCACAAUCUUAGAGAGGCGGCGGCCUGGAAUAUCUCCAAAGAUGGCCAAGAACAUGGUUGCUGUAAUGAAGAAAUUGCAAGAGAAGAGGCAGACAAGCAACAUUUUUGCCGGGAAACAUGGGUUUAUUACUCCACGUGAUCUGUUUCGAUGGGCUGAUCGGUUCAUAGAACUUGGGGCUAAGCCAGAGGAUUUGGUCCGAGAUGGUUAUUAUCUUCUGGCAGAGAGGUUGCGCGAUGAAGGUGAGAAAUGUGUUGUUAAAAUGGUUCUGCAGGAAACCUUCCUUGUUGACCUUGCUGACUUGUAUGGUCAGGAGCAUGUUCCUAACUUGCCUAACUGUCCUGAACUACCCGAGAGCCUCAAUGUUAGUUGGACAAACAGUAUGAGAAGAUUGUACUUUCUUGUGGAGCGUUGCUAUAGAGUGAAGGAGCCAGUACUUCUUGUUGGUGAAACAGGGGCUGGAAAGACCACCGUCUGUCAGUUACUGAGUAUUAUUUUGCAUUCAAAAUUGCACAUUUUGAACUGUCAUCAAUACUCAGAGACCUCAGAUUUUCUUGGGGGGUUUUAUCCUAUUCGAGAUAGAUCAAGACUAAUGUCAGAUUUCAAGGAAGGAAUUGAAGAACUGAUGACUGCAGAAGUUUCUAAACGCUUCCACCUGUACCCUGGUCUCUCUUCAGACAUAGGUCAAGCCUCUUCAGUGCUGUCAUAUCUAGACAAGAUGUUCAGAAAUCACAAAGGCAGUUCUGAUGUCACGAAUGAAGAUAUAAGGACUUUACAAGAGAUGAUGUUCAAGCUCUCAAAGAUGCACCAAGAGUGGAAAAAGCCUUUUACGUGGCAGGAUGGGCCCCUCGUUCAGGCAAUGAAGAAGGGUGAUCUAUUUCUCGUGGAUGAGAUUUCCCUUGCUGAUGAUAGCGUACUUGAAAGGUUGAACAGUGUCUUGGAGCCAGAAAGAACUCUGUCUUUAGCUGAGAGAGGAGGUCCUGAUCUGGAGGAAAUUGUUGCUCAUGAAAAUUUCUUUUUGCUUGCUACAAUGAAUCCUGGUGGUGAUUUUGGCAAGAAGGAACUGUCUCCAGCUCUUCGUAACCGGUUUACAGAGAUUUGGGUGCCCCCGGUAGAUGAUAUAGCUGAGCUCAGAAGUAUUGCAUCAAAGAGGUUGUCCUCCGAGAAGCUCACCUGCAUCCUGGAUCCUAUGUUGAGUUUUUGGAAGUGGUUCAAUGACCUAAAACUAGGGAGGAUGCUUACUGUGAGAGAUCUGCUGUCUUGGGUUGACUUUAUCAAUGUAACUGAAAUCACAUUGGGACUUCAGUACGCAUUCCUUCAUGGUGCGUUCCUUAUUUUGCUUGAUGGACUAAGUUUAGGGAGUGGGAUUUCUAAAAGUAAUGCAGCGGAGCUACGAGAGCAAUGCCUAUCGAAUCUUGUACUGCAGAUGCAGGGCACUGAUAAACAGGCCUACCCAAUGCAAAAUUUUGGUUGGGGUGAUCUUGAAACAGCUAGAAGCGAUUUGGGUAGUAGUGAUACCAUGCAGUGUGACAACAGGUUUGGUGUACAUCCAUUCUUCGUUGAAAAAGGUUCUGAGAAUUGUGAUGCUGAAAAUUUCGAGAUUUUGGCACCAACCACCAGGAGAAAUGCCUUGCGUGUUCUACGAGCUAUGCAGCUUUCGAAACCUGUUCUAUUAGAAGGUAGUCCAGGUGUUGGAAAAACGAGUUUGGUAGUUGCCUUGGGAAAAUUUUCUGGUCACAAAGUUGUGAGGAUAAAUUUAUCUGAGCAGACGGAUAUGAUGGACUUGUUGGGAUCAGAUUUACCAGUUGAAAGUGAUGAAGGAAUGAAGUUUGCCUGGUCAGAUGGAAUCUUACUGCAGGCAUUAAAAGAAGGUUCUUGGGUUUUGCUUGAUGAACUUAAUCUGGCACCGCAGUCUGUAUUGGAGGGUUUGAAUGCUAUUCUGGAUCAUCGAGCUGAGGUCUUCAUACCAGAGUUGGGCUGUACUUUUAAGUGUCCAUCAUCGUUCAGAAUAUUUGCUUGUCAAAAUCCCUCUCAUCAAGGCGGAGGCAGAAAAGGCCUUCCUAAAUCCUUUCUCAACCGUUUCACUAAGGUUUAUGUGGAGGAGUUGGUUGAUGAUGAUUAUCUUUUUAUCUGUAGUUCACUUUAUCCUUCCAUCUGUAGAUCUCUGCUUUCAAAACUUAUUUUAUUCAAUAAACGGAUGUACGAAGAGACCAUGGUGCACCGCAAGUUUGCUCUGGAUGGCUCUCCAUGGGAAUUUAAUCUACGGGAUGUGAUUCGUUCCUGUCAAAUAAUAAAGGAUGCACCCUCAAAGUCCAAAGAUUAUUGCUUUUUGGAUGUUGUCUAUGUUCAAAGGAUGCGUACAGAAUCCGACAGGAGAAAAGUCCUCCAGUUGUACGAGCAGAUUUUUGAGAUAAAGCCAUAUAUAAAUCCUCAUCCACGGGUUCAGCUUAGUUCUCAAUACUUAUAUGUUGGAAAUACUGCUGUAAGGAGGAGUUGUUCUCAGUCAUCUGCACUCCCUAGCAAUGCACUGCAGAUUUUGCCUGUAAUUCGUAAGAGCUUGGAAGCAGUUGCAUGUUGUGUAGAGCAUCAAUGGAUGUGUAUCCUGAUUGGUCCAGCUUCGUCAGGUAAGACCUCGUUGAUUAGGUUACUGGCGCAGCUCACUGGAAACGUGCUAAAUGAAUUACAUCUGUCAUCUGGGACCGACAUCUCUGAAUUGCUUGGAUGCUUUGAGCAAUAUAAUGCCUUUCGGAACUUACGUUCAGUUAUUUCUCAGAUCAAGUUCUGGGUAAACGAGUUUUGCAGCUUGCAAUUGGAGUCGUCAAACGUAUCUAUCAUUAAAGAUAAUUCUAUAUCCAGAUGGUUUGCCUUAUUAUCAAAGUUGGAUGAGGACUCUGUUUCUUGUUUCACGUCUUCUCGUGUGGAGGAGAGAGAGAGAUUUUCAAGCAUUCUCACUCUGUUGGUUAAGAUUAUGAAACACUUAAAUCUGGUCUUGGAGAACAAUGACGUGUCGGUAAGUUGGUCAAGCAAAGAACUCGAUAAGGUCAGGAACACAAUUUUCAAGUUGCAAGAAGGAUAUGAGAGACGCUCAGCGAAGUUUGAAUGGGUAACAGGCAUACUAAUAAAGGCUGUAGAACGAGGGGAGUGGAUUGUCCUAGAGAAUGCAAAUUGUUGUAAUCCUUCGGUACUUGAUAGAAUCAACUCUUUGGUGGAACCCUCUGGAUCCAUAACACUUAAUGAGUGCGGGAUAAUUGAUGGAAGGCCAGUUGUUCUGCAACCACAUUCUAAUUUUCGCGUGUUCCUCACAGUUAACCCAAGGUUUGGUGAAGUCUCCCGAGCAAUGAGGAACAGAGGAGUUGAAAUAUGUGUGAUGCCACCAUAUUGGCUAAUGGAUGAGAAUAUGAGUAGUCGUGGAAGAAUUGAGCUCAAUGAUGUGAAAAGAUUUCUUGUUCUAUCUGGUAUUCCCUAUUCUAAAUUGGUGUGCGCGAUGGCCAAAUCACAUAUAUAUGCUAAGGAUGAAGGAUUACGCCUUAACAUUAGUAUCACAUACCUUGAGCUUUCUCGCUGGGUUCAGUUGUUUCAACAACUUCUCAAAACUGGCAGCCAACCUUUAUGGAGCCUACAAACAAGUUGGGAACAUAUUUAUCUUAGUUCAUUUGGUGACACCGUUGGUGAAAAUGUUAUCAAUCAUGUAAAAGAUACAUAUUUAUCCUUGAGUGACUUAUGUGAAUCUGGCUCAUCUCUGUCUCCAUAUAUGUGUUUGCCUGGAGGAUUGCCGACGUCUAUGACGCCUAGAGAUCUUGUGUGGCACGCAAAAGAAUCUUCUGUGAUGAAUAACUGCAUGUACCUAGAGUACUUGGGGGCUAAGUAUGCAUCAUACAAGUUACAUCUGGCCAGGAAUAGGUGCUCUAGUUACCAGAAUUUACCUUCCUUGAUGGGUAUGAUGAUGGUAAGUGAAACUAUGAUUCCCAAGACUCCCCAGUUAAGUACUUUAACCCCCAGAGAGAAUGCCGAUAUUGACAAGGUAUUGGCAAGGGUUGAGAAAAAGCUAUCAUUUGCUGCCAACUGGGUGUUUGAACAAACUACUGAAAAUGAUCUCAAGCUGUAUCUUCUGUCUUGUAGCUGGUUCCAUUAUUUGUUACAGCCCUUCUGUUACUUCUUUGAUUCUUUGGUGAAGUCAUUCACACUCACCAUGGAGCAUAAGAUUUGGAAAUAUGUGUCAUGUCAUUACCAUUUGGGUACAUCUCUUUUCCAAGUAGAUGUUAAAAAGCAGCUACUGCCGAUGUUAUCUUUUGAAUUAGUUGAUGCACCAGAACCGGAAGAUGAUAUCAAGCUUCUCCAAAACGCCAUGUGUUGUAUUAUGCCGCUGAGGGUUAGUUAUCAUCUGUGGAUGUCUGAGGACAACUACUUGUGUGAAAAACCUAGCUGUUUUAAGGACGUUUUAAAUUCUUUGCGGAAGUUGGAGGAGCAAUUUAUCAAUAAGGUCCUUGAUUUAUCUCUCAUAGAGUCUCCUUGCAAUGCACGUAUUGGGAUGUACACUGACCUUCUUGAAGAUCACAUGUUAUUUUGGGAUGGUCUUGAGUCAUCUGAAUUUGAACUUUCGUUACUAUCCUGGCAUAUGGUACUAAAGCGGGCUAAAAAGUUGAAGAAUAUCUGUCCACAAGAAGUAGAUGACCUGAUGAAGGAGAGCAAGAAUCUGGAAAAGAUCUCGUCUUGGCGAUUUCACUCGGAGAAGUCUUUGCUGUGGAUUCAUGGUGGUCACCCUGCAUUGCCACGCUCUGCUAAAUUAUUUGAAAAGCAACUCCUGAUUUCAGAACUUUGCGAGUCAAUUUGGCCAACAUCGCCCAAAUUACUUGCGCAUGUUACAGUUAAUGAUUCUAUUGGCUUUGUGUCAUCGGAUAUACGUUCACGUGUUUUGGAAGGUGUUUCCAUCACAUCAUGCAUCACUGGAAAAUCUGAUUCUGUUGAGGAUGAUGACCACCUUUUGACGCGGUUGAACGCUAUUUACCAGACGCUCCUGCAAAUGUUUGAAACGAAAAGAAUCAAAUUGAAGGAGAUUUCAUCAUCUAACAAGCUUUUCACCGGUUCAAAUUUAUCUCUGUGUUGUUCUUAUUCAAAUGAGGCACUAGGCCACAGAUCUGGGUAUGAUACUUGGCGGGACACCUCUCCCCUAGUUGACAGCACCAGUUUUGCCCUGGAUAUGAAGCUACUUCUGGAGCUAUCACAUGUUCUUUCAAUUGAUCCCAAAAGAAUGCAGCCAGUUUUAGCCAAAGUUUCUGGCCACCUGAAGUAUGCCUUAGAUUUCUCAUUGGACUACUCAUCAAGACCGCCUCAAGUGUUUUCGCCACAUCAAAAGAUUUUGUGGAUACUGGAUGAGUGGAGUUCAGUGAAUGCAGCAAAUGUAAAAAUGGUCAGUUUUGUGCUUGAACUGUGGUUCAGGUGGCAUCAAUCUUUGUGGAGCUAUCGCCCUCUUUCAGUUGAGAGUUUCUCAAGGACUGAUGAUUAUAAUAUUCGUGUGCCUGAUAUGCUCCUUCUGCCCGUGGUAACCGCAACGGUCUCCGAGAUAGUGCAAAGCAGCACCUCUGCUAUUCAGAAUUAUUAUGCGGGUUCUCUAAAGCUUAGAGUGGCAUCAUCUAAUCUUUGGCACAACUCACUCCCUGGAGCGAACUUACCUGAUUUUCUACUAUCUGCUGCCCACUCGUUGUUCCAGCAGAUUGUAUAUGCGCAUGAAAAAUCUUUCAGUACUCACCAGUUUGCUGAAAUUAAGUCUGUAUUUGAGAAAGGAUACAUUCUUCUGGAGUCUCUUCUUUCAAAGUCGAUACACAAUGGAUUAAAAGAGUUGGUGGAAAACUUUAUUGAGGGAGUGGGAUCCUUGAUUUCGGAAUCAAGUCAUCAUGGGCUCAAAGAGUCUGUGGAUAAGUUUAUCAAGCCACUGCUUUAUAACCUUUAUCUGCCGCAUUGCUUAUCUAAAGAUUUUCACUUCAAUCAUGGGUGUGCUUGGUUGCGGCUUGGAAUAUUACGUUUAAGACUACUGCUUAGCUCUGAUGAUAUGGAUCCUGCCAUGAAAUACUUUUACAAGCAUUCACAGAUAGCAGAAAAAAUUUCUUCACUGAAACUUGAAAUUCAGGUGCGACAAAAAUGUGAUUAUUUAGCUGGACAUAUUGGUGACAGAGAUGAAAAAAGGGUACAGAGAUUGAAAAAGCUUGAAGUGGAUUGCAGAAAGCUGCAGAGAAAGAUCAUCUUCCGCUCCGAUUUUCGGAAAUUUAAGGGGUUAAAACAUGAAUGUGACAAAUUUCUUGAACGUGUCACCUCUGAUUUAUUUUUUCAACAUGUUACAAAUGAGAAUGCUGCCAUAAAUUCACAACAGCUUCUAGAUCAAGGCUCCAACUGGCAGCAAAUGGCAACUGGUUUUAUUGAACAACUGUUAUCAGAGAAGUACAUCGAGUACAGCGACUUUGUUCAACCCAUUCUGGUUGCAUUAUACGAAAUGAAAUUGGGCUUAUCACUGAUUCUUGCAAAUGUACUACAAAAAAGAAUCCUUAAAAGAGUUCCGCUGGACAAUACAAAUAUGAUUUUGGGAUCUAUUUAUUCAUUUAUGAGGUUCCCUAGGGUAGCUACUUCCAAGAUCAUUUCUGUCAACAUAAACAGCGUUUCCAGUGACUUUCCUUCUUUCAAGUUGGAUAUCCCAACAAUCUUUGAUGCUGGCGAUAUAGAACUUCUGGAGAAGUUGCUUACCUCUUCCAGCGACGUUGGGUCUAUUAAUCGACAGGUGUCUGUUACACAACUCAAAGGUGCUCUAUAUCAAAACAUUCUUGUUCGUGUUGCCCAUUUUGUUACCAACGCAAGACUGAUCGAUUGUGAAUCUUUUAAGAUAUUGGAUAAGAUAUUUAGUGAAUCUGCCGAGCAUUGGAUGAGUACAAAGAUUCACAUGAAAGCCAAACAAGACUAUGCUUCUCAGCAAUACAAGUUUAGGGCUCGUGCAUUUAAUCUCGAGAGUAUAAUUGAACUAAAUAUAUCAUCUCUUGAGACGUAUGCUAAUGAAAGAUUUUUGGAAUGGAAGGAUUUUCUUGCUGAAGAGGAUGAAGUCUUGAACGAACAAGGGAAUUCGGAGGAAGAAUUGGACUAUAUGGAGGAUGCUAGUGUGAAACACGUUGUUGACAUUCACAAUCAAUUAUUUGGGACAAGUAAUCUAGUCGAAGCGCCUGGUCAUUAUCACAUCCAAGAUUCGGAUAGAGUUCUUUCAUUCACUGCUUCACAUACACUUGGAGUGGGGAUGCUUAAAGGUUUAGGGUGUGCAUUUCUUUCUAGUGUGGAUGCCCAAUUGGUGCCAGAGAAUUUGUUUCAUAUUUGUUUGGAGCAUGAGCAGAUAUUCAAUUCAUCGAACAAAUCAUCCUUCAGAUACAAUUUUUACAAGGAUCCAAAUACCACAAAGAUGUAUGAAAUGGUGGAAGCACUUACCCCUCUUCAGCAGCGAAUUCGUUCCCUUUUAAAUGAAUAUGAAGAUCAUCCACAGCUUCUGAAAAUAUUGGAUAUAAUUGAAAUGCUUUUGAAUAUUCCAUUCCGCACCUCCUUAGCUAAGACUCUCUCAGGAUUGCAGUUUUUAGUUAGAUGUCUGGAUUCACUACAAGAUGGCUCAAAAUUCUCUUUUGCUGAUCAUGUGAUGGAGCCCAUUUAUGAUCUUGUGAACUCAUGGAGAACGUUGGAGUUGGAGUCAUGGCCAGCAUUGCUUGACGAAGUGCAGGAUCAAUAUGAGAUCAAUGCUGGAAAGUUGUGGUUUCCUCUUUACUCAGUUUUACGAAAGUGUACUUCUCAAGAGGCUGCUGUCCAUAAAUUAUCUACUAUGGAAAGUGUGGAGGAUUUCAUUCGCACAUCCAGCAUUGGUGAAUUUAGAAGAAGACUUCAACUUCUUUUCGCUUUCCUUGGCCAAAUAAAUGCCGGUGUAUGUCUGGAAGUUUACUCAAGUUGUGAUGAAAAAGAAAAUGAGGAAAUUCUGUACAAUGCAUUUGGGUAUUAUGUGCAGUUUUUACCAAAAAUUAUCACACACCUAGAAUCCGUUAGAAGUGUUAUUGGGAAGAAACUCGAAGAUCUUCUCAAGCCAUAUCGCUGGGAGCUUCGGGAGAAUUCUCAGGAGUCCAAGAAUGUUAGUGAGAAGAAACGCGCAGUUCUUCUGUCCCUUGAAACCUCCAAAUCGAAAAGGCAGAAGCUCAAGAAGAUUAUACAGGAGUACACUGUUCUGCUGGAACAACCUGUGGUUGUCUUCCUUGAGCAAGAUGCUGCGAAAGGAAUUGAAACUUUUUCUCAUCAAGGUCAUAGUUCCAUCUUUGAUGAUGUCAGCAAAAAGAUUAAGUUGAUGGAUCCUGCUUUUGAUUGGGAAGUUAUCAAUGAUGAAGACAGGUUUGUGUGGUAUACUGGUUGGAUCGAGAGAGCAGAUUCAGUUCUGCGGAAAUUACAGCGUGGUAUAUUAAUUGAGUUUGGACAUAAAGAUUCUGAAGUUACAGGAAUUUCUAACCAAUGGAGUGCUGUGUGGGAUACACUUCAAAGAAUAAUUAAGAAGGCAAUGGAUUGUUGUGAGCUGUGGAAGGAGGCAAACAAGAGUCAAAAGAAGGGACGGUGUUUUUCUGACCUUCUGAAUCUAUUAAAAAGCAGUGGUUUAUCCAGAGAUGUAUUUAGUGAGGAAGAAGUUAAUUCAUGGUGGUUCGUUGAGCCAUCAUUUGAUGUUCAGCAUUUGCUGCUGACACCAAGUAGACUGCCCCAUCUUUCUGAUACACCUCUUCCAACCAACUUUCAUUGUAAUUUUGUUACGGAAUGGAGGAUGACCAAUGCAUACUAUUUCACAAGUGUAGAAUCUGUUCUUUUCACGCACCAACAGGUUGGUAUACCAGACCCUUAUCUGCAACAAUUCAUCAAGAUACAACAAGAUCAACACCGAGCUGCUAAUAAGUUUGCGGAGAAAUUAAGGCGUUUGAAGGAAUGCAUAAGUACUUUUGAAAAAUGUAUUCAUUUUGAUGAUGAAAAUGGUAGCAAGUGCUCUAUAGGUCAAAAUCAACAUGCCACAUUGGAAUGUGUGUGGCAGCAGAAGCAUCUAUUUGAUAGUCUGUAUGCGAUGACGCAUGAAGAGGUCUUGUUGCUGAAGAUAUUUGAGAAAACCCAUUUAAAGACUUGUCAUACUAUCAAGAAUGAAGUGAAUGAUUUUGUUGCCUCUGUUGAGAAAUUUAUACCAGAGGUCCAAAAGUCUAAGGAAUCCUUAGACAACUAUCUUCUUGGCUCAGAGAGAACAAUUCAGCCUUCUCAAUCAUUCAUUACUUCAAAGCAGAUGGAAAAAAUGGUGAUUCAAAAUUUUGACGUUAUAAGGCAAUUUGAGGCUCAUCUUCUUGCUUGCCAUGACCAAGAUGUGAAAAGCUCUGUCAAAGAUAUUUUGCUCCAUCAUCUUCUGGAAAUAUUUGAGAAGGUGAAAUUGUUGGAAGGUGUAUUUCAUUCGGCGAUGGACAAGGAAAACAAUUCAAUCAGUGAACCUGAUAUGGACGAUUACUAUAAAAUAGAUGCUGUAUAUCAGCAAGCUGUAAGAAGUACAAAUGAACAUAUUGUCGGAGCUAUGCAGAAAUUGGGUUCACCAAGUAAUGGCCUGGUUCAUCCGGACAAGUCUAUGGGGCAAAUUACCUCCUGGGAAAAAGUAUUUGACAUAUUUGUCGAAAAUCUGAGCUUGGACCAAUUAUGUGAUAAGCUUCAAAGAACAAUUUUUACUGCCGAGAAAAUGGUGAAUCACAGGGGUGGUGAGUCUAGCAGUAUACUUGUCCAAGUUGAAGCUGAUUUUAGGCAGAUGCGCCUUUGUUUGGACAUCUUCAUGGAUUUUGGCCAUGCUUUGUUGAAAGAGCUUUUGGCUAUGAGGAAAACUGUAUCUCUAACGACUCAUAUACUCGCGAAUCUUCUAGCUUUAUAUUCAAGGGGACCUGUAGUAUGUCCUGAGGACAAUGUGGAUGAUGCUACUCGUGAUGGUUCUCAAGAACAAAAUGGAACAGGUAUGGGGGAGGGUGUUGGACGGACGGAUGUCAGUGAUCAGAUUACAAAUGAAGACCAGUUGAUUGGACAACCAGAAAAGCAGCCUAGUGACGAAAAAGAUGCCCCAGCUCAAGUCCCAAGUAAAGAUGAUGAAGGGAUUGAGAUGGAUCAUGAUUUUGAUGCUGAGAAAUUUAAUAUGAGUGAGGAAUCUGAAGAAGAUACCGAUCCAAAUGAUGAUGAGGAUGAUGAGCAGUUAGAGACUGAAGUUGGAGAAACUGGGGAAGAUGGGACAGCGGUUGACAAGAAACAUGGGAAUAAGGAUGAAGAUGAAAAUCCCAAUGACGCAGAUGAGAAGUAUGAUCCUGGGAGUUCUGUUGUUGAUAAAGAUGCAAGCUCUAGGGAGCUAAGACCAAAGGGAGAUAAUGAUGCCACUGAUGAACUGGGAGAGCUUAAGGACGAAGUUAAUGAACUGGAGGGUGAAACUGGAAGCCAGGAUGACCCCACGGAGAAUGGUGAUGAGAUGAACCAGGAUAAACAAGCAGAUAUGGAAUCUACAGAAUUAAAUCCUGAUGGUCUUGAUGAUCUUGAUGGGAUGGAUCCAAAUUCUGCAGUAGAUAUGGAGGCGGAUGAUCCUGAAAUGAAAGAUGAGAAUUGUACACAUGAAGAUGAUGAAAAUGCUACACAUGAAGACGACGAGGGAUGUCCAACUGAUGAAACCAUGGCAGAACCAGAUGCAAUGGAUGAAAAAAUAGAUCAAACCUCAGUUAGGGAUGACUCUGGUGGAGAUGUUGAAGAAAAUACUGAGAUGAAUUCUGGCAUGAGCAAAGAUGUGUUCGAACCAGGAUUAUCAGACUCCAUCAGUGGUAAUGUGCCUAAUGCAGAAACUCCGACGCAACUAAAAUUUGACUCAAAUACUUCAGAUGUGGGGAAUGUAGCACCAGAGUCAAACUGGGCAACUAGCAAUGAAGUCAAUAAUGAACUCACUCCAAUCAGAGAUUUACCUUCCAGUAAUACAUCGGAGAUGAAUAUGAUGACUUCUGACUCAUCAAAUAAUGGCAGAAGUGCUGGUGAGCUGCCAAAAGGUCAACAGCCUGAGCAAGAAAGGCCAUCUAUCUUUAAAAGUCAACCAAAUCCUUACCGUAGUAUUGGGGAUGCACUGAAGGAGUGGAAGGAAAGAGUUUCUGUAGAUCUUCAGGAGGGUGAUCCAGAGGCGCAGGAUGAUAUAGAGAAUGAAAACGUGGAGGAGUUUGGAUAUGUUCCUGAGUAUGAAAAGGGGACUGCUCAGGCUUUGGGACCUGCAACGUCAGAGCAGGUUGACAAAAAUGUCACUGGUAACAAGACCAAUGAAGAUGGUAAUUCAGCACACAAAGAUGAGAUUGUUCCUAUGGAGAUUGAGAAGCUACCAACUGAAACAAUCCCUAACAGGAGUUCUGACUCGAUCCGUAAACAUAAGGUAGAGGAUCAGAUUGAUCUUUCUGGUCUAGAGAAACUCCCUGAUGAGGGAUUUCAGCGUAAUCAUGAUAAUGAUGGACCUGAAAGGAUGGUCGAGGAUGUGGUUUCUAUAGAAAAAUCAUAUUUGAUUGAUGACCUACAUCAGCUUUGUAAACUGUCUGUAGAAGAUGAUGACAUGGGGAAAGCACAAGAUCUUGGGGAGGUGUCUGAUGAAGUUAAAACAAAUGCCACUGCUCUCUGGAGUAGAUAUGAGAGGGUCACAACAAGGUUGUCCCAAGAGUUGGCUGAACAAUUGCGUCUGAUCAUGGAACCUACCUUGGCCAGCAAGCUAGAAGGAGAUUAUAAGACUGGGAAACGUAUUAACAUGAAGAAGGUGAUUCCCUACAUAGCAAGUGAGUACCAGAAAGAUAAAAUAUGGUUGAGACGGACCCGCCCUAACAAACGUGAUUAUCAAGUUGUCAUUGCCGUUGAUGAUUCCCGCAGUAUGUCUGAGAGUUGUUGUGGGGAUGUUGCUAUUGAAGCUAUGGUGACAGUGUGUCGUGCAAUGUCACAACUGGAAAUGGGCAACCUUGCUGUUGCAAGCUUCGGAAAGAAAGGCAACAUCAGGUUGCUGCAUGACUUCGAUCAGCCCUUUAAUGGAGACGCUGGAGUAAAGAUGAUCUCUGGUUUCUCUUUCAAGCAAGAGAAUACUAUUCUUGAUGAACCAGUUGUUGAUCUGUUAAAGUUUGUGAACAACAAGUUAGACGCAGCAGUUGCAAGAUCAAGACUCCCGUCUGGAAGGAAUCCACUACAACAGCUUGUUUUGAUUAUUGCAGAUGGUCACUUACAUGAGAAGGAGAGGUUGAAACUUUGUGUUAGGGAUGCAUUGGCGAAGAACCGCAUGAUUGCCUUUGUGCUUGUUGAUAACCCACAAAACCCACAGGAUUCCAUCAUGAAAAUGCUUGAAACAUGUUACGAGGGUGGGGAGGUCAAAAUUAAAAAGUACAUGGAAUCCUUCCCCUUCCCGUACUACAUUGUACUAAGAAGUAUUGAAGCACUGCCUAGGACUCUUGCUGAUCUACUAAGACAGUGGUUUGAGCUCAUGCAGCAGAGAAGGGACUGAAAUACAAGUAAAAGCAAUUAUGAUCCUCAACCAGAAGGAAAACGAAGAUUUUGUAUAGUAGAUCAUGAUACAUGUAGAGUACGGGAAAAUACUAUGCUUGUAUUGGAAACUGUUACAUUUUUAAACUGAUCAU